AUGGAGAGCACCGAGUUAAUCACUAAAGACAAGCUAGAAUUCCUUGGCAUUAUCAAGGAAUCCUUGAAAAUACCAGCGAAGAAACCCACAUUCAUUCUCCUCUCCUUCCUCACUUCAGUUCCUCCAUUCUGCUUCUUCCUCUGGCAACACCUCGUUCUUCACCAGCUCAUCUAUGAAGCAGGAGCCAACUUCGUUGCGGUAUACGAUCCCAUCUGCGGGACGCAUUGGCCACUCUGCUCUUUCCCGCCGCGGUAUUCACUAGACUCCACCUUGGAAUUGAUCCAGCGGCUCAGUCCAACACUCAGGGCCGUCCCAUAA
Messenger RNA from Linum trigynum, 318 nucleotides. NCBI's taxonomy places the organism in Eukaryota, Viridiplantae, Streptophyta, Magnoliopsida, Malpighiales, Linaceae. The record is from the annotation of a GenBank genome assembly.